GUGAGCCCCGUACAUAUCGUUUCCUUCAUAUUGCCCUGCUUUCUCUUGUUGUCACCAGACGGACCUGUUCUUCGAUUCCCUACUCGUACUCUCGCCCUCUGACUACUCCCCCCACCUUCGCCCUUUGGACCUCAACUCGGCCGACCUCUUUAGCGAAUUUCCCCAACUACAGACCAACAUGUGGUGGCUCAGUGCCUGGUGGUUCCCCGUCAUCUCGGCGGGCAUGUGGCUCGGCAUGCUGCUGGCCAUGUUCUGCUCCUGGGAAGCCAACGGACAUCCUCACCUAGCGUCGAUGAGCCCCAAUCAACACAUCGCCUACAUUUCCGACAUUGGGGCAUUUGGGUUGAAACCACUCUUCAUCACCGGCGCUGUCAUCACCACCGUGUUCCUCGACCUGGGCUUCAUGUCAGAGCGCUGGCUUCGGCACUAUGGCCGGCUGGCACCCAACACCUCGCGCGUCCAAUCCGCGCUCUCCAGCUGCGCCAUCUUCUUCGCCAUCGCAGGCACUCUCGGUCUGAUCCUCCUGUCAAUCUUCGACACCUACCAUCACCACAAAGUCCAUGACGGGUGUUUGCUCCUCUUCAUCGGCGGAUACAUCAUCUCAGCCAUCUUCCUUUGUGCCGAAUACCAACGACUCGGCAUCCACUACCGCCAGCACCGCGUCCUGCGGAUUUCUUUCUGGAUCAAACUCACCUUCAUCAUCCUCGAGAUCGCCCUUGCCAUCGUCUUUGCCUCGACAUCCUGGAACAACCACGAAAACGUGGCCGCCGUGUUUGAAUGGAUCGUUGCCCUCAUCUUCACCUUCUACGUUCUCUCCUUCCUCCUCGACCUCUGGCCUUCGGUACGGUCGAAGCGCCACGUUCCUCAAGGCUGGAGAGAAAGGGAAGCGGAACUUGAAAAGGAGGCGGGAAGGAACGGCGGUCUACCCCCUCUUGAUCAAGGACCGGCACCGAUUACUACGGAUCAGAAUGCAACCACAUAUCAAAACGACGAUUCUUCUGACAACCCCGCCACCCAAGGGUAUCGUGGGACUAACAUGACCGGCGGUCAGGGUUCCCACAUCCAGUCCGCUCUCUCAAAAUAUCCCGCGGAACACAAUGACCUCGGGCGGCAGAAAAGAUGGGGUAUCGGUCGAUUCCGAUUUUGACCUAGCUGUCUUGUCUAUUUCGAACGCCGUUCUUGUACAUUAAUCAGGAGUUUGGAAACGAAAGCCGAGCACCACGGAAAGCGAAAGGCGAUAAUGAAUCAAAAGCGAGGACUGGGAAUUCUGGCGGUUCAACCACGGCUGGCUGAACAUUUGUUCGGCGCUGGCGGAGAUUUUGCAAAUGAAGAACUGGGCGAGGCCGGUAUUCGCCCGCCGACGAUGACAUUGGACAUGACGAAGGAUAAGACAAAAUCUAGAACGCGGCACGACUUAGAUACGUAAUUUCUAUUUCAACUGUACAAUACGACCUCUGGUUUGACAACGAGUUGAAUGGUGAGCCCCAGGCAAGAGACAUGCCUGCAAACAUUGCUCCGUGACUCUUCACCUUUCUUGCUCAACACGGAUCCAGGUGGACGUUCUUGCCUUCAUGAUACAUUUUGUUGCGGG
Messenger RNA from Cladophialophora immunda, 1591 nucleotides. RefSeq lists its product as uncharacterized. Bases 179 to 1147 code for a protein of 322 amino acids. Gene Ontology annotation, cellular component: plasma membrane. NCBI's taxonomy places the organism in Eukaryota, Fungi, Ascomycota, Eurotiomycetes, Chaetothyriales, Herpotrichiellaceae. The transcript has 2 exons. The record is from RefSeq and is a predicted model, not a curated record.